AUGACGUCAAUGCAGUCUGCCGCUGUUUUGUUCCUGGAUCAGGAUCUCGCCAACGCCUUGAGUCACUCAAGGCGUUGGCGAGCGUGUUGGGAAUGGGACGGCCGGCGGUUAGUUCCCGCAAAUAACACAAUCAUUGGAGUUUGCCAACUUGCUGGUUCUAGUGUUGUUAUGCCUCUCAAGUAUGAUCAGCACUAUAGAAAAAGUUGGGAGUCGUUACCUGCGUUUAAGGGCUGGUUACGUCCUGUGGAAAACGAAAGCACAAAAGCACCCUGUGCCUACUGUAGGAGCGAAUUUUAUGCGAAGCUUUCUGAUAUCAAGAAGCAUGCCGCCACCACCAAACACAAGAAGUCAUCAGAACCGUACUGCAGUUCUCAACAGAAGAAGCUGCAGUUUCCAGCCGCGACCGAGUCUUCUUGUGGCAAAAGUGAAGCCGGCCUUUGCUUGUUCAUUUGUGAGCACACAGCAUUCCUCGCCGCUGACCACCUGACAGAACUUUGCAAAAAAGAGUUCAUGGACAGCAAAAGCGCAGCAGGCUUGCGCAUGCAUCGAAACGAGUGCACGGAAAUAAUUGUGAACCUGUUAUCUCCGCACUUCGUGCAGCUCUUGGUGGCUGACAUUGGGGACUCAAAAUACAGCCUGAUCAUCGACGAAGCAACAGAUGUUUCGACUACCAAGUUGCUGGGUGUGGUGGUGCGGUACUUCAGUGCUGCACAGAAGAGCAUCGUGACUACAUUCCUGGCGCUAAUCGAACUGGACGAUGGCACGGCUGUGACGAUCGUCAAGGCGUUGAAAAGCCUCCUCACGCGCAUGGGACUUGACACGAAGCGUCUCCUCGGAAUAGGAGUUGACAACGCUUCGGUGAACACGGGCGUAAACAACGGUGUUUUCGAGAUAAUGAAGCGUGAGUGGAACCUCCCGAACUUGAUAAUGAUAAGAUGCAUGUGCCAUUCAUUGCAACUGGCACUUUCCCACGCUGUUCAAGGAACACUUCCGAGGAAAGUGGACUUCUUAGUGCGCGAAACGCACACGUGGUUUUGUCAUUCAUCCAAGCGCAAGGCCGCAUACAGUAAGCUUUACAAGAGCCUCUGCGAUGGAGACGACCCCCUAACAAUACCAAGGGUGUGCGAUACAAGAUGGAUUUCCUUGGAGCCGGCGGUCGCCAGAGUCCUGGAUCAAUGGGAUCCAUUACUCAAACAUUUUGAGCAAGCCAGAUCGAUGGAAGGAUGUUAUACCGCAGAGCUCCUGUUUCAGAUGUUCUCUGAUCCGCUGAACAAGCUUUACCUCCUGUACCUUCGGCCAAUUCUACGAGAGGUGCAGCGUGCCAACAAGGCAUACGAGAGGAACGACGCGGAUCCCUCCAGGCUUCUUGAAGGUCUCACGCUCCUGAUAAAGACGGUAUGUAGCAAAGUGCUCAUACCAACAACGAACAUAGAUCCACUGUGCCAACCCAUCGAUGGUCACCUAGAUCCCAAGCCGUACUUGGGAUACGAGUUUGAGAAGCUAUAG
Ixodes scapularis (black-legged tick) is the source of this 1506-nucleotide messenger RNA. RefSeq lists its product as uncharacterized. The record is from RefSeq and is a predicted model, not a curated record. Bases 1 to 1506 code for a protein of 501 amino acids. Lineage: Eukaryota; Metazoa; Arthropoda; Arachnida; Ixodida; Ixodidae. The transcript has a single exon.